Chelmon rostratus (copperband butterflyfish) is the source of this 3101-nucleotide messenger RNA. It is a transcript of the gene tfcp2, whose product is annotated as transcription factor CP2. The transcript has 16 exons. Gene Ontology annotation, cellular component: nucleus. The record is from RefSeq and is a predicted model, not a curated record. Bases 382 to 1872 code for a protein of 496 amino acids. Gene Ontology annotation, biological process: regulation of transcription by RNA polymerase II. NCBI's taxonomy places the organism in Eukaryota, Metazoa, Chordata, Actinopteri, Chaetodontiformes, Chaetodontidae. Gene Ontology annotation, molecular function: DNA-binding transcription activator activity, RNA polymerase II-specific; RNA polymerase II cis-regulatory region sequence-specific DNA binding.
AUGACGGCAGCUGCUUUUCCUAACGAAGCUAGAUAAACAAACAAAAGCAAGACAUUAUAUUACAUAUAUGUAGGAGUCUUGGACAAUUUUGAUGUGUUUCUAUGUAUAGAUAUGUCUAUCAGGAACUAUUUAUUCCCGUGAAUCCCCUAUAGCCGAGGCAAAGAAGGGCUAGCACUUGCUAAGUUAGCUGACAGGCUAUGUAGCUUGUAGUGGUUAGCACGACAUGUUUAUUUUAGUGCUGAAGCGAAGGAGCGCGACAUGAUGGCAUGACACUGUUGCAGUGCUAGCGAGUAGCUACACUUUCACGUAAAGGUUGCGGGAAACAGGUGAAACUGAAGUUUUAACCGGAACUGCACUCCGUAAGAUCUCCACAUCGUCACGAUGGCGUGGGCUCUGAAGUUGCCUCUCACGGAUGAAGUGAUCGAGUCCGGACUGGUCCAGGACUUUGAUGCUAGUCUCUCGGGCAUUGGUCAGGAGCUUGGCGCUGGGGCAUAUAGCAUGAGCGAUGUACUUGCCCUCCCCAUCUUCAAGCAGGAGGAGUCCAAUCUGCCUCCAGACAGCGACAACAAGAUCCUUCCUUUUCAAUAUGUUCUCUGUGCAGCUACCUCGCCUGCCGUUAAACUGCAUGAUGAAACACUCACCUACCUCAACCAAGGCCAGUCCUAUGAAAUUAGAAUGCUUGACAAUCGGAAAAUUGGGGAACUUCCGGAAAUCACUGGUAAAAUGGUGAAGAGCAUCAUUCGCGUGGUGUUUCAUGACCGAAGACUUCAGUACACAGAGCACCAGCAGCUGGAAGGCUGGCGCUGGAACAGGCCCGGGGAUCGCAUCCUCGACCUGGAUAUCCCCAUGUCCGUCGGCAUAAUCGACCCCAGGGCUAACCCUACUCAGCUUAACACAGUGGAGUUCCUUUGGGACCCAUCAAAAAGAACCUCAGUUUUUAUCCAGGUACACUGCAUCAGCACGGAGUUCACCAUGAGAAAGCAUGGUGGGGAAAAGGGUGUACCUUUUCGCAUCCAGAUUGACACUUUUAAAGAGAAUGAGAAUGAAGAAUACACAGAACACCUCCACUCUGCCUCCUGCCAGGUCAAAGUCUUCAAGCCUAAAGGUGCGGACAGAAAGCAGAAGACGGACAGGGAGAAGAUGGAGAAGAGGGCGCCACAGGAAAAAGAGAAGUACCAGCCCUCCUAUGAAACCACAAUCCUGACAGAGUGCUGUCCCUGGCCUGAGGUCACAUAUGUCAACAACUCUCCGUCUCCUGGCUUCAACAGCACGCACAACAGCUUCCCAGUUGCAGAAGGAAAUGGAUCACCAAACCACCAGCCUGAGCCUGUCGUUCAGGUAGCAGAUAAUUUGUUGCCCACAGCAACACCACAAGAUGCACAACAGUGGCUUUUAAGAAACCGCUUCUCGCCCUUCUGUCGGCUCUUCACCAACUUCUCAGGGGCAGACCUGUUGAAGCUGACCCGGGAGGAUGUCAUUCAGAUCUGUGGGCCAGCUGAUGGCAUAAGACUCUUCAAUGCACUGAAGGGACGGGUGGUUCGCCCGAGGCUGACCAUCUACGUUUGCCAGGAGUCUCAGCAGACACGAGAGCAGCAAGUGAAACAUGAAAACGGAGACGCUGCCGCCAACACUUUCUUUGUAUAUCACGCCAUUUACCUGGAGGAGCUCACAGCUGCUGAGCUGACAGAGAAGAUCGCUCAACUCUUCAACAUCUCACCCAGACAGAUAAAUCAGAUCUUUAAACAGGGUCCCACCGGCAUCCAUGUACUGGUCAGUGAUGAGAUGAUUCAGAACUUCCAGGAUGAAGUAUGUUUUGUAUUGGACACGAUGAAAGAUGACACAAAUGACGGCUACCACAUCAUCUUGAAGUGAACCCUGAGCAGGAGACGUUGCUGUCUUCUUUAGACCCGAUCCAGUCAGCCCCUCUAGAGCGUCAUACUCCUCACCGUUCCUGGAAUAUGUGGAGAUGCCCCAAGAAACCUCUUGAGGCCGUUAGGAGGAAUAUGUGACUGACUCACCCGGCCCUCUCCUCACUAUACCUUACUGUCUUACUUUUGAGGGAGUGACUGUUCCCACGGUGAAGUAACAGUCUCCUUCUUGCCCUGCCAUUGUGUCCCUUAAAUGGUUGCAUUUUCCUCUGUCGCUUAUGUCUCAUGAAAGAGGUUAGUGGCACUACAGCUGCUAUCAGUGUGCAUUUGUUAGCUGAGCAUCUGGUGUGCCAAAGCUUGUUUGUCGUCUAUUUAAAAAAGAAAAAAAAACAACCAAAAAAUGGGGGGAAAAAAAGAAAGAAAAGAAAUUAAUGCGACAAAAACAAGAGAUAUUCGUUAGAAAAGCUACUUGAGUGUCAGUCUGCACUGCAGCAUGAUUUCUUGUCUUCAUCCAAGGUUGCCUUACGGGCAAGAAACAUGGUAUAGAUAACACGGUCACAGUCACAUUGAAGAACCACAAGAGGCAUCAAACUCAGCAAUCAGGACAUUCAGGGAAAGUGUUGGAAUCCAGCUGUUCUCCCUAGCAUCUGUGAUUGCUUUGAAAGCCAACAAUGUCAGUCUUUCGCUGGUUUGAACUGUUACAUUUACCUUUUUCCAGACUCCCCAACACUGUAUUGGUCCUUCUGGUUCACAUAGAAAGCAUAGUGGCACUUGUGGUUGUUACCGAUGAAUCCUGAACGAUGAUGAAACACUGUCUACAUUAGCGAUCGCAGUGGCAACACCAGCAAAUUCUCUGGUCCACGUACCUGCUUCCUCUCCCUAUCUGCUUUUUUUUUUUUUAAGCAUUUCGUUAUGUAAUUUUGUCAUUUCAUAAUUUUUAGCCAUCUCCCAACAUAAAUUGUACAUAGUUCAUAAUUUUAAAACGUUUUCACAAGUAAUUGUGUGUUACUUUUGCUAAUUUUUUUUUUAACAUACUUGCGUCGUCAUUGUUUUUGGAUGUUACCACUUUCAGAUACUAAUACAUGUAACGAGCUGUUGGCCACACCAGAGCUGCAUGUGAAGACAUAUGGUUAGUUUGUGUUGAGUCCAUUGUACUGCUUACAUGAAACUGACAGCUUGACAUUGUUAGAUGUCCAUCUUUGCCCCCAUCUCAUCAGCAUUAUUAAAGUACUU